GGGGGCUGGGGUACCGAAACACUUUGUUGGAGAUAAGAUCUGUCGAGGAGGGACCCAAGAAGAGAGGAGAUGGUAGAGAAUGGCCGCACCGGAUCUCCUUGACCCCAAGUCUGCCACGCACAACGCCAAGCCCCGCCUGUCGUUCUCGGCCCAGCCGGCCGCGCCGACGUGCGCCGAGGAGGACGAGCUCGCCGGCGGCCGCGCCACCGUCAUGCGCUGGAAGACCGUGUCGGCCAUCUUCUUCCUGGUGGUGCUCUACCUGGUGAUCGGCGCCACCGUCUUCCGCGCCCUGGAGCAGCCUUUCGAGAGCUCCCGGAAGAUGGCCAUCCUGGCCGACAAGCUGGAGUUCUUGGCCCUCCACGGCUGCGUCAACUCCUCCGAGCUGGAGGAUCUGGUCAAGGUAAGUCCGAGGAGGAGCCGCUUGUUCGGUUUUCUCCUUUGCGCUUCUGAUUGUCCGUCUCCAGCAAGUGGUUUCCGCCGUCCGAGCCGGUGUGAACCCGUCGGGAGACUCGUGCAACCAGAGCAGCCUGUGGGACCUCAGCUCCGCCUUCUUCUUUGCCGGGACCGUCAUCACCACCAUCGGGUUCGGCAACACCUCUCCCCGCACGGAAGGCGGACGGAUAUUCUGCAUCAUCUACGCGCUGAUGGGGAUCCCCCUCUUCGGCUUCCUGUUGGCCGGCGUGGGCGACCAGCUGGGCACCAUUUUUGGCAAGGGAAUCGCCAAAGUGGAGAAGAUGAUCGUGAAGUGGAAAGUCAGCCAGACCAAGAUCCGCGUCAUCUCCACCUUGCUCUUCAUCCUGUUCGGCUGCCUCAUCUUUGUGGCGCUGCCGGCCGUCAUCUUCAAGCACAUCGAGGGCUGGAGCGCGCUGGAGUCCAUCUACUUUGUGGUCAUCACGCUCACCACCAUCGGAUUUGGAGACUUUGUCGCCGGGGAAAAAGGAGGUUCCGAGAGUCCGGAGUACCUCAAGUAUUACAAGCCGGUGGUGUGGUUCUGGAUCCUGGUGGGUCUGGCGUACUUUGCCGCCGUGCUCAGCAUGAUCAGCGACUGGUUCCGCGUCAUCUCCAAAAAAACCAAGGAGGAGGUGGGCGAGUUCCGGGCCCACGCCGCCGAGUGGACGGCCAACGUGUCGGCCGAGUUCAAGGAAACCCGGCGGCGGCUGAGCGUGGACAUCUACGACCGGUUCCAGCGCGCCGCCUCCAUCAAGCGCAAACUGUCCUCGGAGCUGGGCAUCAACGCCUCGGCCGGCCAGGAAAUGACGCCCGGCAAACGGACGCUGUCGGUCAACCUGGGCGAGGAUCGCGAGGCCUACGCCAACCUGACGCUGGCGCUGGCACCCGGCCCGGGAGCCCUGAGCAGAAACGGCAGCCUCUUCCUCAACGGGCUCAGCCCGGACUUUGCCCAGCGGCUGGAGGUGGCCCUGGUGGAAAACCCCAAAUGAGGGCCGCGAAAAGGUUUACGAGCUGGCUCGGGCGUGUCACGGACGCGUUCUCGCCGGAGUUUAGCGCUACGAAAGGUUCGGUCGGGUCGCCGGUGAACGCACGCCACAAACAAACAGGCCGCAUCAAAAUGCACCAAAGAAAAAAUAAAACAGAAGAAGCAAGCUGCAACCACAAGGAAAGAAUUCUCAUGAAUAAACGAAAGCACUGGUAAUUGGAGCAGGCAAGAGAUGGAUGGAAUCGUGCUCACCUCCGAACAAUUUACCCACGAGGCCUAGACAUCUGCAUCGGAUAAAAGAGGAGCCUCGACGCCACACAGCAAUGAGCAAUGUGGACACUCGAAUGUUUCCUCUCAGUUUGCUCACGAGAUGAAAAUGAAUGUUGACAUUUGUUUUUGCCCCUUCCUUGUUCCUCGAUGACUGACAGGCGGUUGUUUACCCCUGAGAUAUCGCCCACGUGUGCCUUGCUGGCGCAUGCAUGAAAGACGCAACGUAUGCGUUUGAGAAACGAGAGCACGUUUUAUUUAUUUAUUCAGGUGG
This is a messenger RNA of Syngnathus acus (greater pipefish), 1976 nucleotides long. Its product is annotated as potassium channel subfamily K member 2-like. The transcript is spliced from 6 exons. The record is from RefSeq and is a predicted model, not a curated record. Lineage: Eukaryota; Metazoa; Chordata; Actinopteri; Syngnathiformes; Syngnathidae. Gene Ontology annotation, biological process: potassium ion transmembrane transport; stabilization of membrane potential. Bases 80 to 1651 code for a protein of 523 amino acids. Gene Ontology annotation, molecular function: outward rectifier potassium channel activity; potassium ion leak channel activity. Gene Ontology annotation, cellular component: membrane.